Chondrus crispus (carragheen) is the source of this 2264-nucleotide messenger RNA. RefSeq lists its product as hypothetical. Bases 1 to 2076 code for a protein of 691 amino acids. The record is from RefSeq and is a predicted model, not a curated record. The transcript has 2 exons. Gene Ontology annotation, cellular component: nucleus. Gene Ontology annotation, molecular function: metalloendopeptidase activity; single-stranded DNA binding; polyubiquitin modification-dependent protein binding. NCBI's taxonomy places the organism in Eukaryota, Rhodophyta, Florideophyceae, Gigartinales, Gigartinaceae. Gene Ontology annotation, biological process: DNA repair.
AUGACAGGAGGCAAUUUUUCAGUUCGCGAUGUCGACCUAGCUACAAAUUCUAUUGAUGAUGUCAUUGAAAUCGACGACAGUGUCGACGAUAUCAUUGACGUUGAUGCAAUUACCCCUGCAAAGCCGCCGAAGACAGAAAAAAGGCCACCCUUUGUUUUGGAAGAAGGCUUGGAAGAAGACGAGCUUUCCCAACCGUUUGUCGAUAUCCAUGACCUCUUCAACAAGUUCAAUUAUGAUCACUUUGAUGGAAAGAUUACGGCAACGUUUGUCGAGUAUUCUUCGAGAAUGACCCUAUGCGCCGGUACCUGUACUUUCAAAGGCGCCGCAGGAGGUUGCAGAAUUGCCUUGAGUGAACCAUUGCUCAAAUUUAGACCACGCUCCGAUUUGGUAAGUACGCUUCUUCAUGAAAUGAUACAUGCAUUCUUAUUCAUAACGGAAGGUGUUGCAGUUCGGGAUGGUGUCGACGGGCAUGGCCCGAAGUUUCUUGCACAUGCUGAUCGGAUAAACCGUGUCAUGGGGGCCAAAGCGAAUAUUACUCCUUACCAUACGUUUACGGAUGAAGUGGAUGUUCACCGUGUGCAUCAUUGGACAUGUAAUCGAUGUACUAAGGUCAUCAAAAGGGCCAUGAACAGAGCACCCGUUCCUCGUGACCCUUUUUGGCCAAGUCACCGGAAGGCGUGUGGCGGAAGCUUCAUCAAAACGAAGGAGCCUCCAAAGAAGAAGAAAGUGCUGAAGCGGGCCCCCAAGCGAAGAGCUGUGGCGAUUGAUGCUGCGACGAAGAAUGACGUACAACUACCGAAAGGCGUCAUGCGUACCCGCCGCAUUGAUAGCAUGCUCGCCGGAGAAAGUUCAAACAGUAAGCGAGAGAUGGUGUCAUGUCCAGUAUGUAACACCCCCGUUGCAAAACUGGAACUCAACGAUCAUCUAGACCGAUGUCUCUCCCCGGCGUUGUUUUCUGACGAGGCUACGAAAGAAAUCUGCAUUCCCGAUUCGGACGAUGAGAAGGGUCAUUCUCAAGCCAGCGGCAGAAUGCAGCUGCAAAUCAACAUCCCAAACACGCUCUCUUUCGAAUCGAAAGACCUCGCAGAUGGUGGUAGAUCUCGAAGCCACGACUCGUGGGAGAGCGCAUUGCGAUUAAAGCAAUCAAGAAAUCAGUAUGAUGCCUUGAAGCGAAUGAUACCAGACACAGAUCUCUUAAUGUCCUUUUCCAUGAAUCCUCUCCAUGUUAACCGAGAAGACGUCUUGGGUGCAUUCCACGUCCCAUCACGAAAAUUCAAUAAGGCGUCACAGCCGGGUUCGGCAGUAGCGUCGCUGUUGCAACAAGUCACACGAGAGGAAUCUCCCUGUGAGCAACAGCGAUUAGGUGCAGAACGUCUGAUGCGUCAAGUGGGGAAUGGGCUCUUGGUGGAAGAGACUAUGAUUAACAAACUUGCCGAGCAACACGGUGUCAAUGUGGAAACAAUUCUUGAAAGAACUCUCGUCCAGAAGAACUUGAGAAAGGGCAACAGCUAUGUCAUCCCCGAGAGUAUUUUCAAGCAAGCUCAAUCUAAACAGAGCGAACCAGCAUCUUCAGAGGCGGUACAUGUUCCUGCAAAGACUAGUAGAUCACCAGAGCGAAGCAAUAGACUAAACCCCGCCGGUGGCACGGCCAAAAGGGGUUCGCGUCACGAAUCACAUCUUGAUUCAGUCGGCAACCUCAAAGAAACGCACGCAACGAUCAACACAAGCAGCAUCACUAAGCCACACGGAGCCCUAGCGCAGAAGAGAAAGCGGAUGGAAAAUUGUCCGGUCUGUGAUCUAUCCGUACUGAGAAGCAAGUUGGAGGAGCAUGUGCACAAGUGCCUGAGCGACGCGGAUCUUCGUUCAUUCGUCGCUGAAGACGAUGAAGUUAGCACACCGUACGGUUUAGCAGGGGCAUCUUCUAAACCAGUAGCAGGAGGAUCAACCAGAUUUGUCGCGACUAAACCUUCGUCUCAACCGCAUUGUCCCCUCUGCGAUUUGGCAGUGCCGAGAGAAGAGCUGGAAUAUCAUGUUCAAGCAUGCAUGGUCUCUGAAGGGCUCGAAGGGUUGUUCUGAGGCUAAAGGGAUGUAAGGAGAUUUCAAGAAUCGCCGUUUUUCAGGCGUGAAUGUUUCUGCGGCAGUUGGUUGCUUACGCCUACACAAUGACGCAAAGCGGCGACUACUGACAAGCUUAAACUAGAGUUUGGUGGGAAAAAAAAAGUUUGUUGAUUACGUAAUCGGGCUGGCCUGGCUAUGUAUUAAUU